AUGGUAGCCCAAUAUCCCAACUGCCAGCAAGUUAAAGCCGAACAUCAUAAGCCUGGAGGCCUAACUCAGUAUAUUGAACUUCUAAUAUGGAAAUGGGACAUGAUAAAUAUGGACUUCAUCACUGGUUUGCCUCGCACUCCACGGAGGUAUGAUGCUAUUUGUGUAAUUAUUGAUAGGCUUAAAAAUUCUGCUCAUUUCCUGCCAGUCAGGACGACACAUUCAGCCGAGGAUUAUGCCAAGCUUUACAUUCGAGAGAUUGUUUACCUUCACGGAGUGCUAUUAUCUAUUAUCUCUGAUCGAGGGGCUCAAUUUAUAGUAAAACUUAUUAGAGACCGGCUGCGUACAGCACAAAGUUGGCAGAAGUCUUAUGCAGAUGUUCGACGACGAGACUUAGAAUUUGAUGAAGAAGGUUGGGUUUUCCUAAAAGUAUCGCCUAUGAAGGGCGUCAUGCGAUUUGGAAAGAAGGGGAAGCUCAGCCCCAGGUAUGUUGGACCGUAUAAGAUUAUUCGGUGUGGCGUACGAGUUGAUUUGCCUUUAGAAUUAGAAGCAGUCCAUCCUGUGUUUCAUGUAUCUAUGUUGCGGAAGUGCAUUGGAGAUCCUUCACAUAUUACGCCCAUUGAGGAUAUUCACAUUGCUGAAGACUUAUUUUAUGUAGAGGUACCAGUGGCUAUUUUAGAUCGGCAAGUAAGAAAGCUUCGAACUAAAGAAGUGGCUUCCGUGAAAGUGUUAUGGCGAAAUAACAACAUCGAGGAAAUGACCUGGGAAGCGGAGGAGGAAAUGAGGAAGAAGUACCCCCACAUAUUUACGACUUAA
Messenger RNA from Nicotiana tabacum (common tobacco), 813 nucleotides. The record is from RefSeq and is a predicted model, not a curated record. NCBI's taxonomy places the organism in Eukaryota, Viridiplantae, Streptophyta, Magnoliopsida, Solanales, Solanaceae.